AUGAUUUCAAAGCAUGUCACGGAAGCGGUGGCUCACAGAUUAGCCUCCUGUAAAGCGUAUGAAUUGAGAGAGAUUGCACUGAAAAGCGGAGUGAAAACCAUAGGUACCAAAGCCGCUUUGGAAUCGCGCCUUUUGAGUCAUUAUCAAGGUGUCAUUGACGAAAGUACACGACAAGGAAGAUUCUCGUUUGAGGACGGGCUUCCGUCGUCGGUGCUUUCCGUCGAUCUUGGUUAUCGCAAUCUGGCGUUUGUUCAAUUGACCAAGAACAAUACGGUGAAAGCGUGGUCCCGGGUGGACCUGGAAUUACCAUCGUUUCAUCCCUCGGUUGCCGCUCCUCUGGUACGCGAAUUCGUAAAAUCGCGAUUGAUGCCUUUGAUGCCAUCGACGGGCGCGAUUGCUGUAGAGCAGCAACGAGCAAGAAGCAAUGGAUCGUUUGGUGUUUUUGAAGUCACGUUGAGGGUCAACUGCGUUGAAGCCAUGCUGUGGUGUGCGUUGCACGAAGUCACCGAAGGUCGAUCAAUGCCCAAGGAAGCCAUUCCACGCCAGAUCGUCGAUGGCUAUUGGAAAGACACCCUUUUGCAGUUUGCUUCGGAUCCAUCCACCGCCAAAUUGACAGGCAAAGAUAAAAAGCAAGCCGGUACACGACUGGUCGAACAUUGGCUGGAAAAUAAUCAUACCAUUCACUGCAGUGAUACCUUAAAAGCUCAGUUUGCCCAAGAAAGCAAAAAAGAUGAUCUUAGUGAUUGUUUAUUACAAGCGCUUACUUGGUAUCAAUGGCGCCGAUUUAUUCUUGAAUACACUCAAAACGCAAUAAAAUAA
This is a messenger RNA of Radiomyces spectabilis, 819 nucleotides long. Its product is annotated as ribonuclease H-like domain-containing protein. Lineage: Eukaryota; Fungi; Mucoromycota; Mucoromycetes; Mucorales; Radiomycetaceae. Bases 1 to 819 code for a protein of 272 amino acids. Gene Ontology annotation, cellular component: mitochondrion. The transcript has 2 exons. Gene Ontology annotation, molecular function: Y-form DNA binding; DNA endonuclease activity; flap-structured DNA binding. The record is from RefSeq and is a predicted model, not a curated record.